CACUAGCACGUGACACCGCGUCAAACCUCGUGACCACCUCUGACCCGCUACAAUGGGAAAUUGCUGCGAUGGAGACACAAAAGUAAACGACCCAAAUUCUGAAAGCGAUGAGCGUUCAACUCUUCUACAAAAUCCGGCGUCAAGUCAUUCUCGGGGGACAACGUCAGCAAGCAAACCGAUUUUAGUAGAUCAUAGUUUGGAAGGAACGUCUGCGUCGUCGGCUGCACGGUCGAGCGAGCAGUCUGCACUGAGCAGAAUUUUGCAUGAGACUGCCACGAAUGUGGUUGAUGUGAGUGCGAUGAGUCCUCAUAGUAUUGAGCAACAGGAAUACAUGGACAGAGCAAGACAGUACAAGACUAGGAUGUCAUCAUUUACUGGCAGCGGAAGCUUCAUAGCUCCAGUUAGUCUACCAGACACUGGCCUCUCACCUUAUGAAGUUCUGUCAAAGCCUCCUGUAUCGUCAAGUGAUAUAAGAUUUAUCCAAGAUGCUUCAACUCAUGUCACUGCUUCAUUAGUUCAAUUCGAAGUGAAGCAGACUGAGCCACUCGUUGUGCCAUUUGGUGUUGCAUAAACUACAAUUUGUUGAUUUGUUAUUGCAUAGUAGAAUGAACCACUGGAAAUUGUUUGGUGGUA
Messenger RNA from Corticium candelabrum, 633 nucleotides. RefSeq names its product ragulator complex protein LAMTOR1-like. The coding region runs from base 53 to 571 and encodes 172 amino acids. Gene Ontology annotation, molecular function: guanyl-nucleotide exchange factor activity; molecular adaptor activity. The transcript is spliced from 6 exons. Gene Ontology annotation, biological process: positive regulation of MAPK cascade; regulation of receptor recycling; lysosome organization. The record is from RefSeq and is a predicted model, not a curated record. NCBI's taxonomy places the organism in Eukaryota, Metazoa, Porifera, Homoscleromorpha, Homosclerophorida, Plakinidae. Gene Ontology annotation, cellular component: Ragulator complex; membrane raft; late endosome membrane.